This is a messenger RNA of Marmota monax (woodchuck), 1988 nucleotides long. RefSeq names its product ankyrin repeat domain 39 (gene Ankrd39). Bases 56 to 607 code for a protein of 183 amino acids. The record is from RefSeq and is a predicted model, not a curated record. Gene Ontology annotation, molecular function: protein binding. Lineage: Eukaryota; Metazoa; Chordata; Mammalia; Rodentia; Sciuridae. The transcript is spliced from 4 exons.
ACUGCGUCCGCCCUCCUGGCUCACUGAGGCCUGGCUGGCGACCAGCGAGGCUAGGAUGGCGGCACCGCGGCCCUUCGCGGACUCACACUGCUGCUCACGUCCGGUGGCGGUGCCCGGCGUGCAGCAGACGCUGGAGGAGAUGGACUUCGAGAGGGGAAUCUGGUCGGCAGCCCUGAAUGGAGACCUGAACCGAGUGAAGCACUUCAUCCAGAAGUCCACAGACCCCAGCCAGCCGGACUCUGCUGGCUAUACUGCCCUGCACUACGCCAGCCGCAAUGGGCACUAUGCUGUCUGUCAGUUCCUGCUGGAGAGCGGGGCCAAGUGCAAUGCCCAGACCCACGGGGGCGCCACUGCACUGCACCGGGCCAGCUACUGCGGGCACACUGAGGUUGCCCGGCUGCUGCUCGCACACGGGUCCAACCCCCAGCUGGUGGACGACGAUGGCAUGACCAGUCUUCACAAGGCAGCCGAGAAGGGGCACAUGGACAUUUGCUGCCUGCUGCUGCAGCACAGCCCCGCUCUGAAGGCUGUGCGAGACCAGAAGGCACGGCUGGCCUGCGACCUGCUGCCCUGCAACAGCGACCUGCGUGGCCUGCUGGCCAGCUGAGGCCCCCCUGCAUCAGGUCGCCCUUGGAGGGACACCGACAGCUGUCCAGGCCCCUGCCUUGCCCAGCACCCACGCUGCAGGCAGGAAGCUGUGGCUGAGACCCCGAGAGCCCGCGUGGCAGGGGGAGGUGUGGCUAGAAGUGUGGACGCCUGGACAGAGGAGCAUAUUCUACAUUGUUGUCACGUGAACGGCCACUCAUCUGGAAACAAACAAACUCGUAUCCUUACCUCAUUCAAAGUGAAUUCCAAGAAUGAAAGACCUUCAUAUAAAAACAAAACUAGCUGGGGCUUGCUCGCCUGUGACCUCAACAACUCAGGGGGCUGGGACAGGACAACUUGGAGGGCAGCCUCAGCAACUUGGUAAGACCCUGUUUCAAAAAUGAAACCCCCAAACCAGGUGAAUACUAGAGGAAAACCUGACGAGGUGAUGGAGCCACUGGGGAUCUUGAUGAGAGAGCCGCUGAGGGAUCUUGGCACAGCCACGUUACCUGUAUGGCUCCAGUUUCCAGGGCUGUGAGGUGAGGAUCAGAGGAGAGCGUCCUCAGGGUGGCUCUGGGGACUGAGCAGGUGAAUCUGGGGGACGCAUCUGAGGGCCUGGCACACUGCCCACAGCUUACAAGAGUGCCCAGUUCGAAAGCUUUGUCCACACUGGCUUUUAUAAAACAAUUUCACUAACCCUGGUAAUCCAGGGGGUAGGAAGGUUCCUUGGCUCUGUUUUGUUUUGCAUUGCUAAUUACUGGUGAGACUUGCACACCUGUCUCUGAACUGCCUGCCUGUGCCCAUUAAAAUUUUUUUUUUUUUGGUGGGGGUUUUGGAUUGAACUCAGGGGUGCUUUACCCUGAGCUACACCCCCAGCCCUUUUUUACUUUGAGAUAGGGUCUCGCUAAGUUGCUUGGGGCCUCACUAAUUUGCUGAAGCUGGCCUUGAACUUGUGACCCUCCUGCCUCAGCCUCCUGGGUCUUUGGGAUUAUAGGCAAGCAUCACCACAACCAGCUAUUUUUUUUUUCUUUAUAUUUGUAGGAGUUGUUUAUAUUCUGGUAUUGAUACUGUUUUGCAUAUAUGCCUUUUUUUGGGGGGGGUCCCGGGAUUGAACUCAAGGGCACUCAACUAACUGAGCCAGCCUAUUUUGUAUUUUAUUUAGACAGGUCUCGCUUAGUGCCUCACCGUUGCUGAGGCUGGCUUUGAACUCACAGUCUUCCUGGCUCAGCCUCCUGAGCCACAAGGAUUACAAGCGUACGCCACUGCACCCGGCUUACAUUAAUUUUUUAUUUUCUUUCAUAUUGUCACUUGUCUUUGUUGGUAUCUGUUCAUAGGAAUUGGUACAGUCACUGUGGAUGGCAAUUUGGCAAAAUCUAUUUAAAUAAAAUGAGCAGGGCCAGUAA